GGAGGCGGGGGCUUUGAUAAGCGGCUCUGGGCUGCGGCUGGAGCCCCACCGCCUCCAAUGUUCAACCUACAGAACGCCCUGCUGCGCUGGGCCGCCUUCCUGGCGCCACCGGCCCUCCGGGAGUCCCUGGCGCCAGCCCCGGGCGACUGGCUCUUUACACCGGCUCGCAGGCCCAGCCCCCACGGGCUGGCUCACGUCCAGCCCCCAGUCCCGCCCUGCGCUCCUCCUCCGGCCCAGGCUCGGCCUCGGGGCGCGGGCCAGGCUACUGCUCGCAGCCCCGGCCCGUCCUCGGUGCCGGAGUGGGCAGGUGGGCGGCUGAUGGAGGGGACGGCGACCGGGAACGCGCUCCCUUCCUCCGGGGAGGCCCUGCCGCCUUCGCCGCUCGUCCGGAUCCAGGUAGCGGCGGCCGAGGAGGAGCCCGCGGCCCAGCCGCCCGCCGGCAGCGGCACCGACGAGGAGGCGAGUCCGGGGCCGAAAAAAAUAAGUGAAGCCAAAGAAGAGGUGGGAAGUGAGUGGAGACCACCUGACCCUGAGCUGCUGCAGAAACUUGUUGCUCAGAUUGAAUAUUAUCUCUCCGAUGACUAUCUGGAAAAUGAUGCGUUUCUACUGAAGCACGUGAGAAGAAAUAAGAUGGGCUAUGUCAGUGUUAAACUACUGACCUCUUUCAAAAAGUCCCUGGCAUCACUUCCACAUCCGAGGGAAGCUUCUGGUCGAUGCUCAUGCCCAUUCCUGCCUUUGCUUCCUUCGGUAACCUGGGAUGCAUCCAAUCUAGACCAGGUGAAACACCUAACUCAUGACUGGCAAACAACUGCCUUUGCUCUAAAGUACUCAGAGCUUUUGGAACUAAAUGAAGAGGGGCGAAAAGUGAGAAGGAAGACAGCAGUUCCAGUUUUCCCCAGUGAACAUCUUCCGAGUCGGAUGCUGCUGGUAUAUGAUAUGCAUUUGUGUCCAGAAUUUCAAGUUUUAAAUCAUAAUCUAGAAUAUGAAAACGCUGGUUUGCAAGAGAAUAUAAUGGAGUAUGUGUUGAAGGCAUUUGGUGUGUUUGGUCCAGUCAUCUCUGUUCGUGUUCUGAAGCCAGGGAAAGAGCUUCCUGCAGAUGUGAAAAGACUGAGCAAUCGCUACUCACAGCUGGGAACAAAAGACUGUGUCAUUGUCGAGUUUGAAGAUGUUGAAUCGGCAAUCAAGGCGCAUGAAUCACUAGGGAAAACCGAUGAAAAGGGAAUGAAGGUGGUGCUAAUAGGAAUGAAACCACCAAAGAAGAAAGUUGUCAGAGAGAAGAACAAAGAAGCUGAAGAUGUUGGCAAGAACGAGGUGAAGAACAAGUCUGCCAAUAAGCGAGUGGAAGAGUUGCAGUACACAUGUGAAGAUUCCUCAGCAUGCAGCUCUUCAGAACCAGAGAGCAACCCAGCAUCUCCUAUGCUUAGCCGCAAGCCUAAACUCAAUAAUCAGCUGAGCCCCAACACCUAUAAAAACAAUCACCUGAGUCCUAACACUUCUCCCCGAGCUAGUCCGUGGAACAGCCCACGUUCCAGCCCAUCAAUGCAACGGAAAGACACGGCUCUGCAGAAAUCCCCACUCACCGCAGAUGCUAAGCUUUGUGCUGCUGCAAAUACUGAGGUUGGAAAUAAGUGGACUGACUAUUCAUCUGACAGCAGCACCACGCCAUCGGGCAGCCCCUGGGUACAAAGACGAAAGCAAGCACAGGGAAUAUCACAUGAGAAUACGCCAGUUGGCAGCCCCAUGCUUUCAAGAAAAAUGCAUAGUGCAGGUGGGCUGCCUGCAGGAGUGGUACGACUGCCCCGAGGCCCAGAUGGUACAAAAGGAUUCCAAACUCUUGUAGAGAGGAGUAAGCCACUUGUAAUCUGAGUUUCUUUACUUUUGUAACCUUCCCUAGUUAUCCUUUUGGAAUUAUGCUGGACUUUGUGGUAAAUUGAAAUUAUUUCAGUUAAACCAGAUACAAUGUGAUUUAAAGGUAUCCAUUUUACUAUGCGUUCCAUUGGUAUUUCAUGUAACUGCAGGAGUAAACUGCAUUUUUUUAAUUUCAAGUUUUUGGGUGAAAUAUCCUACCCUUUUUUUUUAUUUUAGAGCUAUUGUUUACAAGUGGGCAGUAUCUUAACCCAACAUUGACAUUUUCACUAACCUGACAAUGCUAUGAAAGUACAGUUGGUUGUCAGGGGACCUGGAGUUGAUUAGGUUGUGACUAAAGGUACAGAAAGGGAUGUUGUUGUCCAGAGUGCUGAGCUGGUAUUCACACUUGGACGAAAAGAUGGUGUAUAUUGCUGUGAUGUGAAUAAAUGCAGAUUAAGCAUUCUUGUACUGUUU
Pristis pectinata (smalltooth sawfish) is the source of this 2322-nucleotide messenger RNA. It is a transcript of the gene larp6a, whose product is annotated as La ribonucleoprotein 6, translational regulator a. Gene Ontology annotation, biological process: RNA processing. Gene Ontology annotation, cellular component: nucleus. The coding region runs from base 58 to 1866 and encodes 602 amino acids. NCBI's taxonomy places the organism in Eukaryota, Metazoa, Chordata, Chondrichthyes, Rhinopristiformes, Pristidae. The record is from RefSeq and is a predicted model, not a curated record. Gene Ontology annotation, molecular function: mRNA binding. The transcript has 4 exons.